This is a messenger RNA of Trichechus manatus latirostris (Florida manatee), 3591 nucleotides long. RefSeq names its product EPH receptor A4 (gene EPHA4). The transcript is spliced from 17 exons. The coding region runs from base 9 to 2969 and encodes 986 amino acids. Lineage: Eukaryota; Metazoa; Chordata; Mammalia; Sirenia; Trichechidae. Gene Ontology annotation, molecular function: transmembrane-ephrin receptor activity; protein binding; ATP binding. The record is from RefSeq and is a predicted model, not a curated record. Gene Ontology annotation, cellular component: dendrite; plasma membrane. Gene Ontology annotation, biological process: axon guidance; protein phosphorylation; ephrin receptor signaling pathway.
GGCGAGCCAUGGCUGGGAUUUUCUAUUGCGUCUUCUUUUCGUUUCUCUUUGGGAUUUGCGACGCUGUCACCGGUUCCAGGGUGUACCCGGCUAAUGAAGUUACCUUGUUGGACUCCAGAUCCGUUCAGGGAGAACUAGGGUGGAUAGCAAGCCCUUUGGAAGGAGGGUGGGAGGAAGUGAGUAUUAUGGAUGAAAAAAAUACACCGAUCCGAACCUACCAAGUGUGCAACGUGAUGGAACCCAGCCAAAAUAACUGGCUACGAACUGAUUGGAUCACCCGUGAAGGGGCUCAGAGAGUGUACAUUGAAAUUAAGUUCACAUUGAGGGACUGCAAUAGCCUUCCGGGUGUCAUGGGGACUUGCAAGGAGACUUUUAACCUGUACUACUAUGAAUCAGACAACGACAAAGAGCGUUUCAUCAGAGAGAGCCAGUUUGCCAAGAUCGACACCAUCGCUGCCGAUGAGAGCUUCACUCAAGUGGACAUUGGCGACAGAAUCAUGAAGCUGAACACCGAGAUCCGGGAUGUAGGGCCACUGAGCAAAAAGGGGUUUUACUUGGCUUUUCAGGAUGUGGGGGCAUGCAUAGCCCUAGUCUCGGUCCGCGUGUUCUAUAAGAAGUGUCCACUCACCGUUCGCAACCUGGCCCAGUUUCCUGACACCAUCACAGGGGCUGAUACGUCUUCCCUGGUGGAAGUUCGAGGCUCCUGUGUCAACAACUCAGAAGAGAAGGAUGUGCCAAAAAUGUACUGUGGGGCAGAUGGUGAAUGGCUGGUACCCAUUGGCAACUGCCUAUGCAAUGCUGGGCAUGAAGAGCGGAAUGGAGAAUGCCAAGCCUGCAAAAUUGGGUAUUACAAGGCUCUCUCCACGGAUGCCACCUGUGCCAAGUGCCCACCCCACAGCUAUUCUGUCUGGGAAGGCGCCACCUCCUGCACCUGUGACCGGGGCUUUUUCAGAGCCGACAAUGAUGCUGCCUCCAUGCCCUGCACCCGCCCACCAUCUGCUCCUCUCAACUUGAUUUCAAAUGUUAAUGAGACAUCGGUGAACUUGGAAUGGAGCAGUCCUCAGAACCCAGGUGGCCGUCAGGACAUUUCCUACAAUGUGGUCUGUAAGAAAUGUGGAACUGGUGACCCCAGCAAGUGCCGACCCUGUGGGAGUGGAGUCCAUUUUACCCCACAGCAGAAUGGCCUGAAGACCACCAAAGUCUCCAUCACUGACCUCCUAGCUCAUACCAACUACACAUUUGAAAUCUGGGCGGUGAAUGGAGUGUCCAAGUAUAACCCUAGCCCCGAUCAAUCAGUUUCCGUCACUGUGACAACCAAUCAAGCAGCACCAUCAUCCAUUGCUUUGGUCCAGGCUAAAGAAGUAACAAGAUACAGUGUUGCAUUGGCUUGGUUGGAACCAGAUCGGCCCAAUGGGGUGAUCUUGGAGUAUGAAGUCAAAUAUUAUGAGAAGGAUCAGAAUGAGCGAAGCUAUCGCAUUGUCCGGACGGCUGCCAGGAACACAGAUAUCAAAGGCCUGAACCCUCUGACUUCCUAUGUUUUCCACGUGCGAGCCCGGACCGCUGCUGGCUAUGGGGACUUCAGUGAACCUCUGGAGGUCACAACCAACACAGUGCCUUCCCGGAUCAUUGGAGAUGGGGCCAACUCUACAGUCCUUCUGGUCUCCGUUUCAGGCAGUGUGGUGCUGGUGGUCAUUCUCAUUGCGGCUUUUGUUAUCAGCAGGAGGCGAAGUAAAUACAGUAAAGCAAAACAGGAAGCGGAUGAAGAGAAACAUUUGAAUCAAGGUGUUAGAACUUAUGUGGAUCCCUUUACAUACGAAGAUCCCAACCAAGCGGUUCGAGAAUUUGCCAAAGAAAUCGACGCAUCCUGCAUUAAGAUUGAAAAAGUCAUAGGAGUCGGUGAAUUUGGCGAAGUAUGCAGUGGGCGUCUUAAAGUGCCUGGCAAGAGAGAGAUCUGCGUGGCCAUCAAGACUCUGAAAGCUGGUUAUACAGACAAACAGAGGAGGGACUUCCUGAGUGAGGCCAGCAUCAUGGGACAGUUUGACCACCCUAACAUCAUUCACUUGGAAGGGGUCGUCACCAAAUGUAAACCAGUAAUGAUCAUAACAGAGUACAUGGAGAAUGGUUCCUUGGAUGCAUUCCUCAGGAAGAAUGAUGGCAGAUUUACGGUCAUUCAGCUGGUGGGCAUGCUUCGUGGCAUUGGGUCUGGGAUGAAGUAUUUAUCUGAUAUGAGCUAUGUGCAUCGAGAUCUGGCCGCCAGAAACAUCCUGGUAAAUAGCAACUUGGUCUGCAAAGUGUCCGAUUUUGGCAUGUCCCGAGUACUUGAGGAUGAUCCUGAAGCAGCUUAUACCACCAGGGGUGGCAAGAUUCCUAUCCGGUGGACUGCGCCAGAAGCAAUUGCCUAUCGUAAAUUCACAUCAGCAAGUGAUGUAUGGAGCUAUGGAAUCGUUAUGUGGGAAGUGAUGUCGUACGGAGAGAGACCCUACUGGGAUAUGUCCAAUCAAGACGUGAUUAAAGCCAUUGAGGAAGGCUAUCGGCUCCCGCCGCCAAUGGACUGCCCCAUUGCACUCCACCAGCUGAUGCUAGACUGCUGGCAGAAGGAGAGAAGCGACAGGCCUAAAUUUGGGCAGAUUGUCAACAUGUUGGACAAACUCAUCCGCAAUCCCAACAGCUUGAAGAGAACGGGGACCGAGAGCUCCAGACCCAACACUGCCUUGUUGGAUCCAAGCUCUCCUGAAUUCUCUGCUGUGGUAUCGGUGGGUGAUUGGCUCCAGGCCAUUAAAAUGGACCGGUAUAAGGAUAACUUCACAGCCGCUGGUUAUACCACGCUAGAGGCUGUGGUACACAUGAACCAGGAUGACCUGGCAAGAAUUGGCAUCACAGCCGUCACGCACCAGAAUAAGAUUUUGAGCAGCGUCCAGGCCAUGCGAACCCAAAUGCAGCAGAUACACGGCCGCAUGGUUCCUGUCUGAGCCAGUACUGAAUAAACUAAAAACUCUUGAAAUUAGUUUACCUCAUCCAUGCACUUUAAUUGAAGAACUGCACUUUUUUUACUUCGUCUCCACCCUCUGAAAUUAAGGGGAAAAAGAAAAUCUGCAGCGUUGCUUGGUGUACAGAUUGCGGAAACUGUGGGGCUCAUGGAAAUGACAACCCGUCAUUGGAAUUAGACUUGGAACAAAUUGUUUCUCAGAAGUACUUCUGUAAAAUACAUGUACCUGUAUAAAUAGAACAUCACCUCUGAGUUCUGAUGCUGUAUUUGCUGCCAGACACUGAGCUUCUCUGAGACACCCUUGCUCCUCUCUCUGUUUCAAAUGACGACUGUAGUAUUUUGUUUGUGGGAUAACUGGCAGGCAUCCCUCUUUCACUGGAAUGAAGACCAUGCCCUGGAACAUUUUUGAAGGACUCCGUUGUAGCUUUUAGGGCUUGGUUCAUACCAUGGAAAAAACCUAGGCGGAAACCAUGUAGCUCAGCAGUGGUAUUCCUUCAUGCUCUGUGGAAGCAUGGCUCAGGUCGCCUGGGGAUCACUAUUAAUAUGGGGGGCUGGAAAGAAAAGGAACGUGGAUUAUUAAAAACAAAAAACCCCAACACUGCUCC